AUGGCGACAGGUGCAGUAGUACGUCAGUCUGGAUACGAGGCGUUUUUUCCGGGCAGGAAAAGGGCCGCCGGGAUUCAUAUCAAGAAAAAGGAGGUGCCGUUGCCCGAUGACGACGACGACUAUGAUGAUGUUCAGAGUCUUAAGAAGAGAAGAUCGGUCGAGAAAUCAUCAAUUUCCGGUUACGCAAGCAUAGACGAGUACGAGUGUCUCGACAGAAUCAGCCAGGGCGUCGUCUACAGAGCACGUACGUCACAAGAUGACGAACGAAAUAGUUGCCGUCAAGAAGGAAUUAGGCGGGCUAUGCGAGUCGACGCAGGCCACCCCUCACGUGGGUACCGCUUGGUACAAAAUGAAAUUUCGCUCCUCUUAAAGGAUUCACCAGAGUACUUGGAGCAUGCCAAUCAACAAGGUCGAGACCACGAUAUCUCUAGCUUAUCAUAA
Molecule: messenger RNA, 441 nt
Organism: Striga asiatica
Lineage: Eukaryota; Viridiplantae; Streptophyta; Magnoliopsida; Lamiales; Orobanchaceae
Source: the annotation of a GenBank genome assembly